Messenger RNA from Rotaria socialis, 351 nucleotides. The record is from the annotation of a GenBank genome assembly. NCBI's taxonomy places the organism in Eukaryota, Metazoa, Rotifera, Eurotatoria, Philodinida, Philodinidae.
AUGCCUUCUACUACUGGUGUAUGCAUUGAUGAUUGCAAAGCACAAUUGGCAUCUAAUAUCGUCAAAUUGUCAACGAAGGACUCUCUCGAUGUUGUUGAAACUUUAUCAACUUUAGAAUGUCCGGGUCUUAUUGGCAUGAUUGAGCAAUACGGCAAUUUAUCUUGUGAAAAAACAUCUUUUCUUCAGGCACUGAUAACAACCAUUUCUGCUAUUUCUGGUUCUAUAAUGGUAGAAAAUCCAUCAAGCACCUAUUCACUCCCGUUGAAUUUGUUUACCCAUCUGAUCGGCGAGCCAGGUUCGAUAAAGUUUGUUGUUGUUAAUUCUAGAAAAUUUUCAGCAAUGUUGCAUUAA